This is a messenger RNA of Papilio machaon (common yellow swallowtail), 1512 nucleotides long. It is a transcript of the gene Prim2, whose product is annotated as DNA primase large subunit. The record is from RefSeq and is a predicted model, not a curated record. NCBI's taxonomy places the organism in Eukaryota, Metazoa, Arthropoda, Insecta, Lepidoptera, Papilionidae. The transcript is spliced from 2 exons. The annotation marks the transcript as partial. Gene Ontology annotation, biological process: DNA replication, synthesis of primer. Gene Ontology annotation, cellular component: alpha DNA polymerase:primase complex.
AAUUUAGUGAACGUUGUGUUUGUUUUAAAUCAAAUAAAUAUGGAUUUAAAAAUUAAAAGAAAAUCGGUACGAACCGCUUACACAAGUAAUCUUUUGGAAAGUUACCCACAUGACCUACAAAUGUAUAAAAUUCCUCCCGUAGAAGACAUAAGACUGCAGGAAUUUGAAACUUUGGCUUUAGAAAGGCUAACUUUAUUAAGAUGUCUGGCGACUGCCACAACUCUAAAAGGCUUACGAGUAUAUUCAGAUGAGUGGAAAGAUUUCAUCAUAAAUGAACUAAGGACGCAGGGUUUAAAAUAUUACGCUAAUUUAUGUGACAUGUCAGGUUGUGGAACCAAUGAAAGCGAUUUACUCGCGAGGCGUAAAGAUCACAUUGGGCAUUUUAUCCUUAGAUUGGCUUAUUGUAGAACGGAAGAAUUGCGCAGAUGGUUUGUUGCGAGAGAGUUAGAAUUAUUCAAAAUGCGAUUUAUGACAAUGUCGCCUAAAGCUGUUGAAGAAUUUUUUAAAAUAAAUCAAUUAUGCUACACUAGUAUUUCAGAUGAAGAAAAAAACGAAUUAAUGCCGUACUUAAGAGAAUCCACAAUGCACCAAAAGAUUGAUUCCCUGAAAUUUUAUAAGGUUAAAUUUUAUGAAGUUCUUGAUCUGGUAAAAGCACGAAAAGUUUAUAUACAAGGUGGAUAUGCAUACAUACCUGAUAAAGAUUUUAUUUCUGUUUUGUCAGCACAGUACAGGAUACACUUGAAACAAAGUUUAGCCAUUGCUUAUCAUCAUCUGGGAGAAAUUGAACAGGAUGAGAGGCUUGUUGGUUUGCUUAAAGGACUUCACCAAUCUUAUUCCGGAAAUGACUACAGCGAAACAAAAGUGACAAUCCCAAUUGAAUCCUUAGAUUCUCUCGCAGUUAAAUCAUUUCCUAUGUGUAUGAGACAACUUCAUGAGCAGUUAAGACUAAGUCAUCACUUAAAACAUAGUGGCAGGUUACAGUAUGGACUAUUUUUAAAAGGAAUCGGGGUAACUCUUGAAGACUCAUUAAGAUUCUGGAGAGAUGAAUUCACAAAAAUAAUGGAAUUGGACAAGUUUGAAAAGCAGUAUGCAUAUAAUAUAAGAUAUAACUACGGUAAAGAAGGUAGCAAGAGGAACUACUCUGCUUUUAACUGUUUAAAAAUUAUUAAUAAUAAUGUUGGUCCAGGGGAUUGUCAUGGAUGUCCAUAUAGACACUGUGAUCCGAGCAAUUUAAAAAAUAGGCUUAAAGGCUAUGGAAUAGAAAAUCAAGCUCUGAAUGAUAUAGUAGAGAUGGCAAAGAAGGGGCAUUAUCAAAUAGCUUGCAGUAAAUAUUUUGAUGCAGCUCACAACACUGAUCUUGGUCUGGGAAUUAAUCAUCCGAAUCAAUAUUUUGAGGAAAGUCAGAAACUUCUUAAUGUUGGCAAUAAGGUAGAAAUUAAGAAAGAAACAAAGAUAGUUAAAAAAGAAAAAACUAAUACUUUUGAAGAGAUGGAUUUUGAUGAAAUAUCUGAA